GGCCCUGGAGGACCGACAGAGCAGCGAGACAAGAUCCUCGCCAACUUCAUGGCAGCAGACCGCAUCAUCCUGAAAAAAGACGCUCAGGUCAUGCUCAUCAAAAACGUCGACGAGACGCUCGUCAACGGGUCUAUGGGCAAGGUUAUAGGGUUUUGCGAGCGACAUCUAUAUAGGGAAGACACUACAGGGAGAUGGGUGGGAGUGCCGAUGGACCAGGAUACAGACGAAGAUUCGGUGGGCGAGGAUGGCGCGCCCAGAAAGAAACGAAAGACGAGCGCGGCUGUCAAGGCCAACGGGGAGAAGCUCCCCGUUGUCUCAUUCAGGAUGCCUGGAGGUCAGUCGUCGACGCAUCGAGGUCUGUCAGCCCCGUUGCCCCCUGCUCAUAGCCUUUACCUCUCGACACCGCCAGGCGGAACCCGCGACGUGAUUGUCGAAAAGGACACGUUCAAGACGGAACUGCCGAACGGAGAGAUUCAGGCGUCGCGAUUGCAGUUGCCGUUGAUCCUGGCUUGGGCGAUGAGCAUUCACAAGUCGCAGGGUCAAAGUAAGUUGACAACGCCUGAGAUGUGAAGACGCAUCGCUGACUGGCUCGAUCGUCUCACAGCACUGGACCGCGUCAAGGUCGAUCUCGGCAGGGUGUUCGAGAAGGGUCAGGCCUAUGUCGCUUUGUCCCGUGCAACCUCACUCGAAGGGCUACAAGUGACUGGAUUCAAUGCCGCCAAGGUGAGCACAGAUCCUAUAUUUGAUCGUUUCUAUGCCGCUAAAGAUC
Molecule: messenger RNA, 769 nt
Organism: Filobasidium floriforme
Lineage: Eukaryota; Fungi; Basidiomycota; Tremellomycetes; Filobasidiales; Filobasidiaceae
Exons: 1
Coding region: 49-570 (173 amino acids)
Source: RefSeq, a predicted model, not a curated record